Messenger RNA from Megachile rotundata (alfalfa leafcutting bee), 2519 nucleotides. RefSeq names its product phosphatidylinositol-3-phosphate phosphatase (gene mtm). The record is from RefSeq and is a predicted model, not a curated record. Gene Ontology annotation, biological process: phosphatidylinositol dephosphorylation. NCBI's taxonomy places the organism in Eukaryota, Metazoa, Arthropoda, Insecta, Hymenoptera, Megachilidae. Gene Ontology annotation, molecular function: phosphatidylinositol-3-phosphate phosphatase activity; phosphatidylinositol-3,5-bisphosphate 3-phosphatase activity. Gene Ontology annotation, cellular component: membrane; cytoplasm.
AAUUGGUUUGAUUUAAAAAAUAAGCAUUUAUUUGAAUAAGUGGAAUUAUUUACUUAUCCCGUUGAAUGAAGAAUGACGUUUGUGAAUGCAGAAAGACAACAUUGAAUGGCAGGGACCAUUUCUCUUUGGCUACCAUUUCUCCCUGAAAAGCCGGAAUUACACACAAACGUAUGAACUACGUUAGUGUUGAAUGUUUCCAUGCAAAGUAUUGAAGCGCGAAAUAUGUCAGUGAAGCACAAUUUGUACUGACAGAAUUGAGCAGAAUGAUAUACUUUAAUUAUGUAUGAGCAAGAUUGGUGUAUUGAAUUACUGGUUGCAUGUAAAUGAUGUAAUGAACAAAGGUGUAUAUAAAUAUGUUGUACCAAGUAUAAAAGUCAAAGGAAAUACUUGAGCUAUUAGCAUGGAGAAGAGAGCCAGCGCUGAACUUCUAAAUAUAGAGCAAAAUAAUUCUAAAAAUGCAAGUUCUGACUCCCUUAAUUCUGACAGCAAGAGCAGUUCCCUUAAUUCCAAGAUGGGUCAAGAAUCGGAAAGCUGGGAUAAAGCUUCGCGUUCAAAAAGUUUUUCCUCCAGCUCUACUUCUACAGAUAAUAAUAUUGUGUCUGCUUUAGAAACUAGAAAAGACAAUCAAGUAAAAAACUUAUCUGGUGGAGAGACAGGUCCACCACUGUUGAAUGGUGAACGUGUCCAAGGUAUUGCACAGGAAGUAACAUAUGUAUGUCCUUAUUCUGGACUUGUCAGAGGAAUUCUUAGUGUUACAAAUUAUAAACUUCAUUUUCGGAGUGUGGAUCGCGAAACACCUUACAUAGUCGAAGUACCUUUAGGUGUAGUUAGCAGAAUAGAAAAAGUUGGCGGUGCAUCGAGCAAACGAGAAAAUUCUUACGGAAUCGAAGUGUUUUGUAAAGAUAUGCGCAAUCUCAGAUUUGCUCAUAAACAGGAAAAUCAUUCCAGAAGAGACGUUUUCGAGAAACUGCAACAAUAUUCGUUUCCUUUAUCUCAUAAGUUACCUCUUUUCGCGUUCGAAUAUUCCGAAACGUUUCCUGAAAAUGGAUGGAACGUUUACGAACCCAUAGCCGAAUUAAAGCGAAUGGGUGUAAACAAUGAUAUGUGGAAGAUAUCAAAAAUCAACGACACUUAUUCUAUAUGCGAUAGUUAUCCAGCUGUGUGGGCAGUGCCAGCCGCAGCGACGGACGAAGACUUACAAGCAUCAGCAGCUUUUCGAAGCAGAGGAAGACUUCCAGUUCUUUCGUGGAUUCAUCCAGAGAGUCAAGCGACGAUAACUCGUUGCGCUCAACCACUGGUAGGGGUUGGUGGCAAGCGUAGUCGCGAAGACGAAAGAUACGUGCAGCUUAUUAUGGACGCUAAUGCACAAAGUCACAAAUUGUUCAUUAUGGAUGCUCGACCAAUGGCCAACGCGAUAGCGAACAAAGCCAAGGGCGGUGGCUAUGAAAGCGAGGACACUUAUCAGAACGCGGAGCUAGUAUUUCUUGAUAUUCACAAUAUACACGUAAUGAGGGAAAGUCUCAGGAAAUUAAAGGAAUUAUGCUUUCCAACGAUCGACGAAACCAGAUGGCUAUCAGGGAUAGAGUCUACCGUCUGGUUGAAACAUAUUAAAUACGUACUUGCAGGAGCGGUACGAAUCGUAGAUAAAGUUGACAACCAUAAAACUUCGGUGCUAGUGCACUGUUCGGAUGGUUGGGAUAGAACAGCACAGCUCACAGCACUUGCCAUGUUGAUGUUAGAUCCCUAUUACAGAACAAUCAAGGGUUUUGAAGUACUCAUAGAAAAAGAAUGGCUUAGUUUUGGUCACAAAUUUCAACAGAGAAUUGGACAUGGCGACGAACAUCACAGUGAUGCGGAUAGGUCGCCAGUAUUUUUACAGUUCAUGGACUGUGUGUGGCAGAUAAGUCGUCAAUUUCCAGACGCGUUCGAAUUUAACGAACAUUUCUUAAUCACUAUUCUUGACCACCUGUACUCUUGCAGAUUUGGUACAUUCUUAUUCAGCAGCGAACGCGAAAGAGUUCAAGAACAAGUGAAACAAAAAACUGUCUCCCUUUGGUCAUAUACAAAUAGCCAGUUAUCACUUUAUCAGAAUCCCUUAUAUUGGGGCGCUGCAAAUUACCAACCUGUUUUAAUCCCGAUCGCCAGCAUGAGAUAUAUCAAACCGUGGAAGAGUCUGUAUUGCAGAUGGAAUCCCAGUAUGCGACAGCAGGAUCCCGUUUAUCAACGCAUAAGAGAACUUCUAGUCUUAAAGGAGCAACUGGAGAAACAGCUCGAGGAAGGGCGUCGCGAACAAGCCAGUCGAGUAAAUAGAUCUGUGACCUCACCAGCACCUCCUAGGAUACAUUCGCCGAUUCAUUCAUAGCACAGCAAGGAUUCUUUCUCGUCUUUUAAUGAUCUGUAAUUAUUUGUAAAUGAUUAUCCUUUUCUCGCUCGAGUCAGCGUAUCAUUUAUACCUAAAUUUACUUCGCCAUGUACAGAACGUUCGUCGAUAAAGAGAAAAAGAAACAUGUUUACAAAUU